This is a messenger RNA of Gastrolobium bilobum, 2710 nucleotides long. RefSeq lists its product as uncharacterized. NCBI's taxonomy places the organism in Eukaryota, Viridiplantae, Streptophyta, Magnoliopsida, Fabales, Fabaceae. The record is from RefSeq and is a predicted model, not a curated record. The transcript is spliced from 4 exons. The coding region runs from base 1 to 2469 and encodes 822 amino acids.
AUGGGUUUGGUUGUGUCAGGUCCAAACUUUUCAGAUGGUUGUAUAAGUCCAGGAAUUAAGGAACCUCUAAUGGAUAGUUUGGAUUCAGCUACUAAUGUGGAAAUGGUCGACAUAAAAUAUCCAGAAUUUUCAGGGUCUUCUAAGGGCAAUGAUUUUAAUGCUGCAGAUGUGAGUCAACAGUUAAUUGUCAAGUCAAGAGAUGAUGGUCAAAUGCAUGAUCCUAAUAUUUUGCGAAGUGAAAGGGUUGAAGAUGGUCCACUAUCAAGUUCCAUUACAAAUUUAAGGACUGAAGAAUCGACUUUUGCACAUAGUGAUGAUUGCUUUGCUUUGUCAAGUGACUCAAAUCCCAGAAAAGCUGAAGCCACAUCUGAUGUGUUGCUAGAUAAUAAGAUCUAUGCUGGAGAAAAUGUGAAGGAUUGCAGUUUGACAUCUGUUGCAAAAGAGACUAAUUUGAAAGGAAAGGAUGAGAUUAAAUCAGAUAGAGACAUGGUUGAGAUUGUGGUCUCUUCCCAUAACACUGUAGUUGAAACAUGCGAGGGAGGGCCUAAAAUAGCAGUUAGAGAUGAGGUUAACUCAGAUUGUCAAGUGGCUGGUGGAGCUUUUAAUCUGAAGGAAAUGAACAAUGCUGAGUUCCUUUCUGAGAUUCCCCAAGAUGAUCUUCCUCUUGAAGUAAAUUCUACUGCAAGCACAGACACUUCCACAAAUGGCGUUCAGGGAGAGUCUGCACAUAUGAGACAGUUUCCUACUAGUGAUGUCAAGAAGUUACAGGAAUGGAGAGAAGGAAAUGUUGAUAUGUUUACACUUUCUUCAUGUAAUGUUGGACCUGAUGUAGCACAUCCUCAGAAUGAGUAUGAAGAUUUUAAAGAUCAUGAAGGAGUGUCAUCACAAAAUUCUUUGAGCCUACGUUCAUCCGAAGCAUCGAAACAAAAGCGAGAUGACUUAAAGGAUUCUGUUUCUGAAGAAAAUAAUUUUCUUAUCAACCAAAGCCAAUUGAGUGAAAAAAGAGAGCUCCUCUCUCCAGAUGUGCAGGUUUUGCAUGGUAGCAUGAAGGAGCAGGCCAACUGUGAGGUUGUGGCUGAAAAAAUGCAUGCUGAAGAGAGCAUUGAAAUUUCUUCCGUCAAGUUCAUGGUUGAAAGUGAUAAAAGAUUAGAUGAAAUUGGAGCGUCUAUUAAUGCUAUGAAAACCGAGAUAAAUGAGAGCUAUAUGGUUCCCUUUUCUGAAGAAAUAAAUGAUGUAGCUGUAGAUGGCAAGUGCAGAGGAUCUAGUAUUGAAAAUGAUAUUGGAAUCAGCAUGAAAACUCUUCAAACCAGUAGUAACCUGCAUUUGGAAGUCAAGCCAUCAAGUGGUUUAUAUAAGAGUGAUGAUGCUGUUGAAAUGGAUAAAAUUGAAAAAUGUGAUAAAACUGAUGCUCAAUCUCCGGAAAGGCCCACUGUAAAAGAUACUUCAUUGCCUAAAUAUGCUAGCAGUGCUCAGGAAGACAUCAAAGAUGAUGAAAUCAAUAGCAAUGACAGAGUAAAUGAAGAAUGUAAUAGAUUUGUUGGUACUUGUUCUGAUUCACAUCAAGUACAAGAUGCAGAACUAUUAGUGAAGGCUGCAGAAGAACUUGAUACUCAAGAUGAAGAGCCUGACAGGGAAGCGUCUGGAAUUACUGAUGUGCCUGUUCAAGAUCAAAGUGGUACUAACGAGUUUAAACUAGCUUCAUCUGAAAUUUACACACCAGUUGACUCUAGUAGCAGGUGUGACAGUUUGGAAGGAAACUGGGGCUCAGUUUCAGUUUCAGCGGUCUCCAUGCAAUCUGAUGUACAAGCUAAUAUUGAUGCGGAAGGUUUACCAUCAACUGAUUUGCUGGCAACAACAGAUGCAGGGAAAUCCAACUUGAAGGACCCAAAGGCUGCAUCUGAGAGACAGCAAUUUGAAAAGCCAGAAAUGUUUGAACCGCCAUCUUUCAUGACAUUGGUUGAACCUGGACAUGUGGUUGGUCAAAAUACUACUGCAUCUGAAGUUGGGAAUGGACUUAACCAACAACAUACCAGUUCUACCACUUCACAGGUUGGUUGGUUUCCCAUUCUAACUCAAGUUACUAAUGAGUCUCAAGGGAGAAAAAGGAAUGAAGAAAUAAUAGCCAAGGUAACAAACUGGAGCAACAAUAAGCAGCACACAUCUCUAAAGAGUGCAUUGGCUGAAGCUUCCCAUAGCAACAAGCCAAAGUCUACAAAAUUGGAAGAGAAUUCAGUGAAUCAGAAAAAUGGUAAAGCACCGGAAGAUAAUGAUUCUGGAUUGAGAACUGUUAACUCCAUUCCGGGUCCUGAAUCACCUGCUGCUCAAACUGUGAAAGAAGAGGGUGGAAAAGAAUGGAACUCCCCAGCAAGAUACCCUGCUGACAUCAAGAGAGAAAAGAAGAAAGCCAAGAGCAGACCAUACUGGAUACAAUUUGUAUGCUGCUCAUCUGUGGAUACUCAGAGAAGGUAGAAGAUUGAUGGAUAUGUGGUGAUAACUUCUCGUUGCUCUCCACUCUGAUUAUGGUUGUUGACAUGCUGCCAUAGAUUUUAGGUACAUAUUUUGAUCAUUUGUCUUCUCUUGGUCUUUCUAAUCCUAGCCUCUCAAGAGUCUAGUUGUAUACAUACUUUGAGGAUCUUCAGUUAUUAUUUUACGUGUGAUAUCUUACUGCAUAUCGUUUAACAUUUCAAUUAUUAUGGCCUCGGUCCCAAUC